This is a messenger RNA of Amoebophrya sp. A120, 1511 nucleotides long. The record is from the annotation of a GenBank genome assembly. Lineage: Eukaryota; Dinophyceae; Syndiniales; Amoebophryaceae.
CGCAACCGAUGUUUGCAGUGGUUGAAGAAGGUCUUCCAGCGGUGCAGAUACAGUUAUACUCAGCAUGCUCAGGAGGCCGCAAAUUAGUAAACAAAGACAAGAACUCGUUUUCCUCUCGCCGUGGCUCUGAAACAAGACAAUCUGCUUGUGUUGACAGGAGGAUGACGGCUUUCAACAAGAUCUUUUACGAACAUCAAUUAUGUCGUGAAUGCGCAUAAUCUAUUCCAAAAUAGUACCUGUGUCAGAGGUCGCUUAUACGCCUGUGUGUCUUGACGCAGGUCGCGUUUAAGAUUUCUUGCACUCAUUGCCAUUUUUAGAGACGAACCUGAUUUGAUUCUUUCACCCAAGAGCAGAGAAAAAAGCGAAAAUGUCCCCCUCUCCCUCGAAUAAACGCGAGGACGCAGCGUCUUCUGUAAAUCUGACGAAGGUCACCUCGAAACUGCAAGUUGAAGGUGAGAAAACGUCUUCUAUCGAGGUGCACAGUCUUCCCUUCCACAUUGAAUACGACGGUCCUGCACCCGUGUCCGCGUACUUUAUUCAGGAGAAGGAUAAAGAAGUGGGUAGUUGUACUAGUGCAGCGCCUGCCACUGGAGCUGCUUCAGAUGGCAAAUCUUCAAAAAACCCGAAGAAAAUCGCCUCGUUCCGUGGCCGGGAACUGAAAGGGGAGGAGUUUUCUUUUUCGGGAGGUGCAGCAAACACGAAAAACGAUAAAGCAUCUUCUCCCGGCGCACAAUAUCACAAGGAAAAAUCCCCCCUCCCCAUAUCAAAAGGAAGUUUCUGAUGCUGGAUUUGCGUAUACAAAUCAGGUCUGUCUUGCAGUAGAGGAAAGCAGGCUCCUGCCAAGCCUGAGUAGAGAGCUUGUGGCCUAGGCGCUUAGCAUGAGACACGUCUACGCUGUAGGCCCAACAGCAUCACAAACCGCCUGCAUAAUGCGGCAGAGCCUGUGGAGUUGUCUUCUUGCAAGACAGACGUGAUUUGUGGUCUCAAAUCAGCAAGACAAAUUUUCGCAAACAUACCUUUUCGAUAUGGGGAGGGGGGAUUUUUCCCCUCAAUACACAAGUGCAAGAACUUCCAGGAUCUUCCACGAACAACACAAGCGCAGCUGCUUUUGUCAUGCGGAAAAUGAAAAACGAGGACACCGAGGAGCUGGAGUGGCGGUUGAGUGACCGCGUGUCGGACAUAACCGUCUGGAAUGCGGGGCGAGAAAUUUCGGAGGCAGAUGAGUUUCCGCAGUUGAUGCAAUGGAUGAACAUUAUUGCGCCGGCACUGCACACCUAACGAUCACCUAAACAGUCUUUUUUCCGGGUCCUCGAGAAUGGUGAUUCUAUGGACGAGUACGCGCUGCGCUAUGGAUAUGGUGCAGCUAUCUAUCUUUUAGGAACACGCCUCGUCAGAACUGCGAGGUGGACCACUCGAGCGAUGGUACACGACGAGGUAAUUAUUACCUGAAGACCACACCAGACAACUGUAGUAGGUACAUAGGUGCUGUGUGCUGAAAGAGCUUCGUCCAU